AUGCCCAGUAAGCAGCAGUCCAUGAAUACUGAGUUGGAUAGCUUCGUUCAGAAGAAAUCCUUCGCCCAAAACAUGAUGGAUAUUGCGCUGCUAUCGGCGAACACGAACCAGCUGCGGUACGUGGUAGACCUGGGUGAUAAGCAUCCCUACUAUCUGACAAGUUUGGUGCUGAUAUCCGCCAGCCUGGUGAUGCAGGUCAUCGUUGGGCUGACCAUGCUGUACCUGAACAGGUACAACAUGAAAAAUAAGACCGAAAUGUCGAAAGCGUCCCACAUGAACAACAUAUCGGUGGCUGGUGUAUUCCUAGUGACGCUGGUCAAUGUGUUCAUUUCCACGUUCAACGGGUCAGGAACCAAUUUUGACCGAUAUCCGGAAAAUUGCAUUACGAUAGCACCACCCGUGAUACCACCCACAAGCGAGCCUGUUAAUUGA
Anopheles nili is the source of this 432-nucleotide messenger RNA. Its product is annotated as ninjurin-A-like. The record is from RefSeq and is a predicted model, not a curated record. The transcript is spliced from 3 exons. Gene Ontology annotation, biological process: cell adhesion; tissue regeneration. Lineage: Eukaryota; Metazoa; Arthropoda; Insecta; Diptera; Culicidae. Bases 1 to 432 code for a protein of 143 amino acids. Gene Ontology annotation, cellular component: membrane.